Molecule: messenger RNA, 11471 nt
Organism: Venturia canescens
Lineage: Eukaryota; Metazoa; Arthropoda; Insecta; Hymenoptera; Ichneumonidae
Gene: Cubn
Product: cubilin-like
Exons: 49
Coding region: 1-11265 (3754 amino acids)
Molecular function (GO): calcium ion binding
Source: RefSeq, a predicted model, not a curated record
AUGGCUUCGAGGUCAUUGUUGCUUGUUGUUUUGACGAUUGGUUUGUGCAGUGCUUGGAUGGAAGAAAGACCCAUUCUCGAGACGCAGGACGGGAAUCUCGUGAUCGCCAGUGCAAAAGAUCGAAACAUAACGUUGCUGACCUUUGGACAAAGUACCGUUAACAUAAACGACAUAAAUCUCGUCGAUGUUUCGAUGAGGGCUCACGAUGCCGCACGGAUUGUAGAGACUUGGGAAAAUGGACAUUUACGAAUUAUGACGAGGGAGCUAAAUCGAAUCUCGGAUCUCGUCGACGGCUCGAAUGGCAUGCUCAAACGGUUGCGAAAUCUCGAACUUGGCUUGGAUACAAACUUCACGAGUAAGCCAGGAAAAUCGAGAGGAGUUUGGAUUACCGAUCCGCUGGUUUUUCCCGGAGCUAUACGCAAUUUGACGAGACGAGUCCGUAGUGUCGAGAGGUCUUUGAAUACCAUGAGGGGUGAAUUGCUCAGGGAUGGAUGCGCCAGCAGUCCAUGUAAGCACGGAGGAACCUGUAUCAGACUUUACAACGGACAUCAAUGUCUUUGCCCACCGAAUUGGGAGGGAGCAAACUGUAACGACGACGUGAACGAAUGCGACAACUUCAUAGGCACUGAUUUGGGCUGUCAAAAUCAAGCGACGUGUAGAAACCUGCCAGGUUCUUAUCGCUGUGAGUGUACAACUGGCUGGCACGGAGUCCAUUGCAGGAGUAAAUCGAACGCGUGUGACGCUCAGGACUCCCGAGAGCUUUGUGGCUUCGGGACCUGUUUGCCUAAGACUGGCUCGCCCUUUGGCUACACUUGUCUAUGCGACCCGGGUUGGCAAUCGUCCGCAACGGACCCAGCUUGCACGAUCGACGUCGAUGAGUGCGCUGGCAACCAUCCAGCAUGUUCGAUGAACCCUUUCGUGCCGUGUUUGAACGUGCCCGGAAGUUUUCGGUGCGCCUCGUGUCCUCCAGGAUACACAGGAAAUGGUCAUUAUUGCACGGACAUCAACGAGUGCGAGAUCGACAACGGGGGCUGCAGCUUGGUGCCCAGAGUCCAGUGCAUCAACACCUUCGGAUCCUCCAAUUGUGGCUUGUGUCCAACGGGGUAUCAAGGCAAUGGGAAGACCUGCACUUACGUCGGCCUAUGCGGCGUGAACAACGGUGGCUGCCAUCCUCUCGCAACUUGUGUCGAGAAUUCUAAUUACAACAAUCUUUAUCCCCAAUGCACUUGUCCCAGUGGCUACCACGGACAUGGCGUCGGACCUCAGGGCUGUGUACCCGGAGCGGACUCCACUAGCCCGUGUGCCAACAACCCUUGCGUUCAUGGAACUUGCCACCCUAACGGUGCUCACUACACUUGUCGGUGCAACGCCGGAUUUACGGGUACUCUUUGCGAUGCUGCUGUGAACCCGUGCAUUCCGAACCCUUGUCUGAACGACGGCGUGUGCAAGUCCUCCGAUUCGCAAACCAUCACUUGCGAGUGUACGUCGACUUUCAAGGGCCCGAGAUGCGAGACUCAGAGGGAAGAUUGCGGUGGUUUGUUCAAAAACCCUAGCGGCGUGUUGGAGUUUCCUACUGCCGGUGGAAAUUACGCUCACGAUCUUAAUUGUGCUUUCGUCAUCAUAACCAACACCUCGAAGGUCUUGAAUAUCAGCAUCUCUCGUUUUGGCUUCGAGAAAUCGGAUAAUUGUCGAUACGAUUUCUUCCAAAUUCAUGACGGAGCGAACGCCGGAGCACAUCAGUUGGGCCGAUUCUGUGGAAACACUCUUCCGUUGGGUGGACAUUUCGUGACGACCCAUAACGCCGUUUAUCUUUGGGUGAGGACGGACAGCUCCAAUUCGAACAAGGGUUUCAGCCUCCGUUGGAAUGCAGUCCCGCCGACAUGCGGUGGCGCUCUGAGCGGUGAACAUGGAAGGAUAAACUCGCCAGGCUCACCCGGCAAAUAUCCGAGCAACAGAGACUGCUACUGGGAAGUUUCGGUCAACCCAGCGAAAAGGAUCCAGUUUCAUUUCUAUUCGGUCAUGAUAGAGGAACAUCCUACGUGUGAAAAUGAUUAUCUUGAAAUAAACGAGACGACAGGCGGCAGGUCGACUCAGUUGGGCUUGUACUGCAACCAUACACACCCGAAGCCUCUCACGACUCCUGGUUCACGAGCUACACUCCAUUUCCACUCUGACGGAGCUGGUACCGACAUGGGUUUCCAGAUAGUUUAUACAGCGAUCGAAGGCACGCCUGGCUGCGGAGGGAUUUUCACGGCUCCCAAAGGUACGAUAACCUCGCCCGGGUUUCCGUCCAGUUACGGGUACCGUCAGCUCUGCGACUGGAAAAUCCAACUUCCCAAGGGGGAAAGACUUCGUCUGACUUGGACGAGCUUCGAGCUUGAAACCCACGGAUAUUGCGCGUUCGAUUACGUCAAAGUCUUCGCUGGUCCGGAUACGUCAUCUCCGAUCGUCGGCACGUAUUGCGGCAAGACUUUGCCAGGAUCUGUCACCAUUGAUUCCAACGAAGUUCUCAUAGUUUUCAAAAGCGACGGUUCCAACGAGUACAAAGGCUUUCAGUUGGAAUACGAAACCAUAUGCGGCGGCCAAUUUCACGAAGCUUCUGGCACCAUCCAGUCGCCUUAUUACCCCAAUAGUUAUCCAGCAUCUCGCACUUGCAUCUACGAGAUCAUUCAGCCUCCCACCAAGAGCAUCGUCCUCACCGUCGUCGACAUGGACAUCGAGAGUAGCUUCAUGGAAGCCUGCUACUUUGACAGUCUCGCCAUUUAUGACGGUGACAAUGACAAUUCCACUCGACUCGGACUCCUUUGUGGCGAUAGCCAACAAAUUCCCAGUGAACCAUUCUACUCGACACACAAUUACAUGUACUUGAAGUUUGUCACUGAUUCGAGCAUGAACAAUCACGGAUUCCUUGCUAAUUAUACGACCGUCGAUCGAAAAUGCGGUGGUAUGUUGAAAGAUUCGACCGGUGUAAUUCAAAGUCACACAGGUGGGGCCUCGUACGAUGAUAACGAACACUGCGUUUGGACGAUCAAAGCACCGGCCGGCCACAUCGUUCAAUUGACCUUCACGUCCUUCAACCUUGAGCUGGGCUACCAUUGUCUCAGCGAUUAUGUAAUCGUUUACGACGGUCCUAGUACGACAGGACAGGAGAUGGGGAGAUUCUGCGGAUCUACUUUACCGCCUCCCUUGAUGAGCCAAACCGAGAGCAUGUCGAUAGUCUUUAACACGGAUAGCAACAUAAACGGAGAGGGUUUCGUAGCCCACUACGUAUUCAUUGACGCUUCAAAAGUCUGCGGCGGUCACUAUUACUCCGAAACUGGAGUUAUUUCUUCUCCAAAUUAUCCUGAGCCGUACCCUGCGAAUAGGGAGUGCGUUUGGGUGAUAACGGCACCGAACAAACAUCAAAUCAACCUCGAAGCGGUGGAAUUCGAGCUUGAGGAAAGCUCGCGAUGUACUUACGAUUAUCUCGAAGUACGAAACGGCGGAUACGAGACGUCGCCCUUGAUUGGCAGAUACUGCGGUAGUACUUUGCCCAGCAUCAAGAGUUUAACGAACGAGUUGUACAUCAAGCUGGUGACGGAUUCGUCCAGGCACAUGGGAGGUUUCAGCCUCUCGUGGGACAGUUCAACUUCCGGCUGUGGAGGAACUUUGAGUGGAUAUCGCGGUGAAAUAACGUCACCGAAUUACCCUCAGCCCUACUCGCGGCUCGCAUCUUGCCUAUGGAAAAUUGCUGUCUCCGCUGGCAGUAGAAUUCAGCUAAUUAUGGUUGACUUUGAUGUCGAGGAUCAUUCCAACUGCCGUUACGACUACGUCGAGUUCACUUCCGGUGCUCAUGACCCUCGUAAGAAGCCGACCAGAUACUGCGGGACUAGCAUCCCGCCUUACAUCGAUGUUGACAGCAAUAUUGUCAGCAUACGUUUCAGAAGUGAUUACACGAACUCUGGACGCGGUUUUCACAUAAAAUAUGAGACGCUUUGCGCCAACAAAAUCCGUGGCUUCGACGGCAUAAUAGAAUCACCAAAUUUCCCGAACGAUUAUCCGCCAUCGAUAAACUGUUCGUGGACGAUCGAGGCUCCCCUCGGCAACACGUUGAAUCUCACAUUUUCGCACUUCGAUCUUGAGUCGAGUGGACGCCAAGGUUGUACGGAUGAUUAUUUAACGAUAAAAGCAGGCGAAGGAAACGAGCCGAAUACCGAUUUAGGAAAGUUCUGCGGCUCCGAUAAUUUGCCGGGUAGAAUAUCGUCGACGCAAAAUCAGGUUUUUUUGAAUUUCGUCACCGAUGGUUACAUCAACAAUGGCGGAUUCCGUCUGGAAUGGAUCGUCGUCGGUUGCGGAGGCCAUUUGACUUCGCCACGCGGUGAAAUCACCUCGCCCGGCUAUCCGCACGGCUACAAAGAGACGAUGGAGUGCGAAUGGCUGAUCGAAGUCGAUUUUGAUCAGAGCGUGGAAAUUACCUUCGACGAUGUCAACACCGAAAAGCUUGGCGGCUGUAGAUUCGACAAAGUCACACUGUACGGAGGCGCUGACGAAAGUGCACCGAAAUUAAUCGAGUUGUGCCACAUCGAGAAACCGGUCAAGUUUACCAGUCCGACAAACAAACUUUUCGUCAAAUUUGUAAGCGAUUUUUCUUUCUCUGGACGUGGUUUCAAGGCCACCUACAAAACCGUCGAUAUUCUCUGCGGUGGACAUUUCUCAGCUUCUGCCGGGCUCAUUCAUUCAACAAAUUAUCCAUUCGAUUAUCCUAACAAUCAAAAUUGCGAGUGGCUCAUCGAAGUCGAUAAAAAUCAUGUCGUCAAUUUCACCUUCACGGAUUUCGAUAUUGAAGACACGACCAAUUGUACUGACGAUUAUGUUAAGGUGUUCGACGGACCCACGCGAGAAGACACAGAGCUCGGGACAUUUUGCAAAAACGUUUUACCCGAACCGAUCAUCUCGACCGGGAAUUCGAUCCUCGUUGUCAUGAGGAGCGACAGUCUCCUUACAGCGAAAGGAUUUAAGGCGAACUUCGGUAAAGCUUGCGGUGCUCGCAUCAUCGCGAAGGACUCAGGAACCCUCGAAACUUCUUCUACCCUGCACAUGGACGAUUCGAGCAUGAACUGUACUUGGACAAUCAUCGCUGAAGAUCCAGCGGACCACGUGACCCUGAGCUUCUACCACAUGGAUCUAUCUUACAGUUGGGAGAAUGAAUGUACCAACCAUUACGUUGCUCUCUACGAAGGUGAAGGUAUUAAUUCCGGCUCCGAACUUGGAAAAUGGUGCAGUAACAAAACCCCGCUUCCUGUCACGAGCACUGGAAACGCUUUAACCGUUCAUUUGUAUUCGGAAUACGGAUUCACGGACGAAAGAUUUGGCGCUGUGUAUUCCGUUCUCAAUUCAGCUUGUGGUGGCGAAUAUCGUGCAGUUUCCGGUACACUAGCUUCUCCGAUGUAUCCCCAAAGUUAUCCGGUAAACGCCGAGUGCAUUUGGCAGUUGAAGGUCGCCCCCGGAAACCGCAUAAGCUUGAGCUUCUCUCAAUUCAAUAUUGAAACGAGUCCAAAUUGCGAUCGCGAUUAUCUCGAGAUUCGAGAAAAAUCGGGAAUCGGACGGUUGAUAGGAAUUUAUUGCAACGAAUUACCCGCUCCCGUUGAGGCUUCGGACGAGCUGUGGAUCAAAUUUCGCAGCGACGAGACCGGCACUGCGUCAGGCUUCCUCGGCGAGUACAGCCUCGUUCAUGGCAACGAUUUGACCGGUGUCAGUGGCGAAAUAGCCUCCCCACUUUACCCACUACCGUGGAAACUCGAGGCGGCGAUAACUUGGCGAAUAACAGUCGAUGCUGGAAUGGCUGUCAGGAUCGAAUUCGAUAGUCUCCACAUCGAAAACUAUGGCUCCGACUGUUACUCCAGGGUGGCAAUUUACGACGGAUACAACGAGGAUGCCCCGGAGUUGUCGAGUCUGUGCGGCAUAUCGGCACCCGAACAGUUCAUCGUAUCGUCCAGCAACGUUGUCAACAUACAAUUCAUAGCCGAUGUACUCCGAGAAGGCAAUUGGUUCCAUUUACGUUGGUAUCAGACUCCAAGAUUGGAAACUUCAGGAAAUACGGAAGAAGAUCUUCCCAAUUGUGUCUACGAGUACAACCUCAGCGAAGCUAGCAACCUUACCGAAUUCGAAUCGGUGUUUUUCAACUCCACCGGAUGGCCGGACGGUUACGCCAACAAUCUUGAUUGUUCAUGGAUUUUUAUGACAGUACCGGGUUAUCAUUUACGUUUGAGAUUCAGUGAAAUUGACCUCGAGGUGACACAGGGCUGUACCGAUGAUUAUUUGGCGAUCUAUGACGGUCGUGCUCUGCCAAGUAAUCGUCAAGAUUUGCCUCUUCUGAAUAAAUUUUGUCACAGCAACGAAACGUCCGUUAUAACGAUCGGAAAGAGUGUAAUGACCGUGAAUUUCCGAACCGAUUUUUACCAAAACAAAACCGGUUUCAUCGGCCAAAUUUGGCGAUAUUGUGGUGGUGAAUUAUUCGGGCCUAACGGCGUGAUAGUUUUCAACAAUACGCUGCACACGUGCGAGUGGAACAUAACUGUCAAGGCUGGUAAAACGAUCUCCAUCAAUUUUCCCAUUUUCGAAUUUCACCGCAGCGAGGUCGCCGGCUGCAAGGACAAUUACGUUUUGCUGAAAAACGGCGAGGGCCCUCACUCCCCUCUCUUGGGCGAGGGUAAAUACUGUGGCCAGAAGGCAAUUCCAUCGAGCCUCGAAACAACGAGCAACAAAUUGUACGUCAAAGUCGUCGUUUCACUGCCUCGAGAAGUCUUUAAAAUGGAGUACAAAGAGGUCGGAAUGGCUUGCGGAGGCUCCUACACUCUCGGCGCAUCUGUACACGAUCAAGUGCAAUUCAAUUCGCCUAAUUAUCCCAACAUACCUCCACCAUUCACCGAAUGCACUUGGACCUUCCGAGCCACCCAUGGUGAGAGAUUGUCACUCCACUUCAUCGAACGCUUCGAUCUUGCCUCGUCCAUGAAUUGCUCGAGGGAAUACGUCGAAGUGAGGGACGGUGGAACGGAAUUUUCCAAGCUGAUGGGCAGAUUCUGUCGUGACACUGCGCCGAGUAGCAUGACCACGAAUAGCGACAUGCUUCACGUCCGCUACUACACCGAUCUCGCCGAUCCCAAGAACGGUUUCAAGGCAGCAGUUACUUCCGGGCAAGUCUGCGGUGGAAUUUUACGAGGCAAACAUGGUGUCAUAAAGUCUCCGAAUUAUCCGGCUACUUACCCGAUCGAUGAGGUAUGCGGUUGGUGGAUUGCCGCUCCCCCCGAACAUACUCUCAAGCUUGAAUUCCGUGAUCUUCAUCUGCCCAGUUUAAGGCGGUGUGCGAACACCGAUAACGUUGGAAUCAGCGAGAGAUUGCCGCACAACGAUACCCCAAUAAUGAGGCAAUUGAGUGGAUCUUUUUUAGUGAAUCCACUCGGAAGGUGGUGCGGAUCGAGCAAACCGGAUAUCCCGCAAACGUCGUCGAACGAGGUCAUCGUUGCGUUCCACAGCGACAAUAGAACAGCUGGAAAUUAUCGUGGAUUCAGUCUCAAUUAUACGGCGACCAAAGAUCCUUGUGGAGGUGAAUUAUCCGGUGUUUCCGGCGAGUUCAAAUCAACUGGGUAUCCGAUUCCGAACGGACGAUCGCGAUAUUGUGAUUGGAUGAUAACUGUACCGGACGGAAGUCAAGUGGUCGUGGAGAUCCUUGAUUUGGACCUGAAUAGCAUGGACGCCAGUUCCGAUUUUUAUCUCGCGUUCUACAACGACAAAGGUUCAACUUCGAGAAUCGCGUACCUUAAAACAUCACCGGUGGGACAAAAAAUCUACAGCACCACUAACAUGAUGAGGAUUGCUUACUGGUUUGGUGUCGGUCAUCGUGGCUUUAAAGCUCGAUUCGACGCCGUCGCACCAGCUCCUUGCGGUGGGGUAAUCGAAGAAACGUCAGGCUCGUUGCAGCCACCGCUACCACCGUACAACGAGACGUCGUUUUACUGUCUGUGGAAAUUGCGAGUUCCGCCAGCGGCCAUUGACCCUGAAAAUCGUACAGAAGCCACUUUGUCCGUUACGAUUUCAGGGUCCAUUGGGAAUUACGAUUCUCGUAGCAAUGCCUGCGUUUAUCGGCUCAAGUACAUUCGCGUGAACGAUGGCGAGGAAAACGUCGGAGUUGCCUGCGGCAACAUGACCAAUGAAGUCUACACAGUCCGAAGCUCUUCGCUCGUGAACACGAUCGAUGUACUAAACGGUACGUUUGGACCUCGAAUCAGUUUCGAUCUCAAGUACAAAUGGCAGUUUUGUGGUGGAAUUUUGACUGGUCCUCGUCACACUAUCCGAGCGCCUGUAAACGUGGAAUACCCGAGGAGCUGCGUUUGGCAUGCGAAAUACGAAGAUCCAGGAUCGGCUAUAACUCUAGUUUUCAAUCGGAUGAACAUGGGAAGCUGUGACAAAGGCUUCAUCAUCGUCAGGAAUGGAGGACCGUUGAGUCCUCAAAUUGGAAAAUUCUGCGGUAAUAUAAAACCACACAAUAUUACGAGCUCGAUGAAUCAACUGUGGAUCGAAUAUUGGGCGGAAGGGCCGCCAGGAGAUUUCGAGAUUCAACUUGAUCUUGUUUCGAGAAGCUGCGGUGGCGUUAUUCGUGGAUCCAACAACGAAUUCAUGUCCCCAGGAUUCCCCAAGCAGUAUCCAAACAACGCCGAGUGUACUUGGGAAAUAACCGCUCCGACUGGCUACAGCGUCGGAUUAUAUUUCGUCAACAGAUUCAGCCUAGAAACGAGCAAUUCUUGUGAAAAUGAUUUUGUCCAGAUAUUCGACUGGGAAUGGGACAAAAAUGGAAUGGCCUUUUGGAAGGAGGGUCCCAAAUUCUGCGGACGUAACACCCCAACGCCUUUCAACGCAACGUCCAAUCGCAUGAAAAUACUUUUCCGGUCGAACGGUGCCAUACAGGGCGAUGGUUUCCAAGCCAGGUGGGAACAAAACUGCGGUGGAGUGUUCGAGGCAAAGGGCCGAGACCAGUACAUCGAAUCACCACAUUAUCCGAACGAUUAUCCACGCAAUGAAAUUUGUAAUUACACGAUAAAUGCGCCAAAGAACAAAGAGCUGUGGAUCAAAUUUUUGGACUUUGAGAUCGAAGGCAGACGUUCGUAUUGCAAGUUCGACAAUGUAACCAUCAUUUCGCAUCCGUAUCAUCACGGGUACAACAGAGAAACCGUUUGGUGUGGUAAAAAUAUGCCACCGUUGAUGAACUCUUUGGAGACGAUCAAUAUCAUUUUCAUGACUGAUCUCUACGUACAGAGGCGUGGCUUUCGAUUCAAAUACUACAUGAACGAAUGCGGAGGAGAAAUAACCGAACCGACGAUGAUUAGCCCUCCGUCAAUGAGCGAGACGGAAUAUUACGGAAGAUUGAACUGUACUUGGUUGAUCAGAGCACCACAAGGAAAAAGCGUGGUGUUGCGUCUCGAAAAAUUCAACGUUGAAAUGAGUCACCGCUGCGUAUACGACCGAGUCAUGGUUUUCGAGGGUGACAACGUGGCGACCGGUAAAUCCCUUGCUAGGCUGUGCGGAAAUAUUACUGAUUUGUUCCCGAUAAAAAGUGCUGGCAAUCUGAUGACCGUCGUUUUCCGAUCCGAUGCCAGCAACCAUUACGGAAGCAUGUCAGCAGCGGUCGUUUUCACGAACAACGAGUCAAGCGGUUGCGGUGGAAAAGUGAAUUUAACAAAAUCAGAAACAUUCAGAUCGCAAAGAGCUGCGUCGUACGAUUCCUACGAGGAUUGUCACUGGCGAGUUUUUGCCGGACGAGGAAAGAAUGUCAAACUCACGAUAACUCGUAUGGAUUUGAAAAAUAGAAACGGCAGUCGCGUCAACGCGAACGGUGAUUGCACCGGGGAUUAUCUGGAAGUGCGUGACGGUGGAGGCCCCUUGGGCGACUUGAUCGGUCGCUAUUGCGGCAAUGUUAUUCCACCUGCAAUUACAACCUCCACGGAUUCCAUGUGGAUUAGAUUCUUCACGGAUGACACAUUCGAGGGUGAAGGGGUCAUCGGAACCCUCGAGCCGGUCGAGUCUCCUUGCGGUCCAAGCGACUGGGAAAUUAACGAAACUAAAGUUUUCAAGUCGCCGAAUUAUCCGGCCGAUUUCCCAGCCGGUAUACAGUGCAGUUGGAUCUUUAGGUCUCCGGAUCGUUUCCGAAAGUUGCGCAUACACAUCGAGGACCUGGAUAUGGAAGACACGGAAAAAUGCGACGGCGAUCACCUCGAAAUUAAGGACCAUGCUCGCAAAUUCAUCAGCGAAGAUUUCGGUGAGGACUUUGUAUACAAUGGGAACUCGGCACUCCGAAGAGGACCAAUGAGACUGCAUAGAUUUGGUGGGGAUGCCACUUACAAGUAUUGCGGUAAAGCAAAAUCGUUGGAUUACUACAGUACCAAUGACCAGUUACGAGUAACUUUGAAGUCAUCAGAAGCGCACAUGCCAAAACCACGAAAGUUUAAGCUCGACGUGUCCAAGACUUCCUGCAAUCGUAAUUACACGUCACCGCAAGGCAGAAUAUUGCACGAGGACGUUCAUGAAUGUUGGACGACUAUAACUGCCCUACCCAAUCACACGAUUUCCCUUUAUUUCAACGAUUUCAGCUUUUAUGACGCGAAUAAUUGUGAAAAUAAUUGGGUCAAGGUGCACGAUGGCGAUUUCAGCGCCCCGGUCAUGAAGACACUUUGUGGCUUCAUGGAUCCAGUGCCCGUUUUUAGUACAGGCAAUAAAUUGAGUAUCCACGCGAAAACGCACUCGGAAUUGAACCACGGACACGAACGAUACGAUAUUCUGUAUACAACCACUGAGAAGGGUCGUGGAUGCGGCGGUAAAUUAUUCAAUUACGCCGGUUUGUUCACGUCCCCGAUGUACCCAAGUAAUUAUAGAAACGAGAGCACAUGCAUCUGGGAAAUAAGUGUGCCUCGGGGUUAUCAAGUCGCGUUGCGAUUCGGUGUCUUUGAUAUUGGAACGAGCGAUUCUUGCGAGACGGAUCACGUAAGCGUGGCAGAGGAUUUCCCAGGGGGUGGUAGGUUCGAGAUGUAUUGUCCAGGGCCAAUUCCCGCGAUAUUCAGAGCUUCUGGGAAUUCUGUGAAGGUGACUUAUCAGUCGAGCGUUAAUAACGCCGGUACUGGCUGGCUGAUCCGUUUCAUAGCUGUCCAAAGCACGGACCAGCUCGACCUCUUACCUGUGCGACCCAUACCCAGCAUAGCCUUCGAUCAUGGCAGGAUGUCUGUACCUCGGAUAGGAUGAAAAUUUCGAACGAAAUUGCCUGUUUUUAUUAGAAUUAGGUUUCAUUGAUGAAAGUGAGAUUUCAUUGAUGAAAGUGAGAUUUCAUUGAUGAAAGAAAAGUUUGUUGUUGAGACGAAGAAAAAACAACCAGCUACUUGUAACGUUUAGAAAAUUGUAUAACUAUAUUUAUUUGGAAUAAACAUACGUUUCAGUUAGCUUGUACAAAA